This is a messenger RNA of Diorhabda carinulata, 1294 nucleotides long. RefSeq names its product biogenesis of lysosome-related organelles complex 1 subunit 4 (gene Blos4). Gene Ontology annotation, cellular component: BLOC-1 complex. The transcript has 3 exons. The record is from RefSeq and is a predicted model, not a curated record. Bases 189 to 572 code for a protein of 127 amino acids. NCBI's taxonomy places the organism in Eukaryota, Metazoa, Arthropoda, Insecta, Coleoptera, Chrysomelidae.
UUUAAAGUUUUUUCUUAAUCAAUAUUAGAGCUUGAAUGUUAUAAACAAAAAAGGAUAGUUAAUAUAUUCUCGAAUAAAUCGUCAUUAUCACUGAUUAAGGUACUGAUCUGUAUUUCGGAGAACAACCUCAAUUUUCGUGUGUUUGUUUUUGUCAUUUUCUAUUAAAUUUAAUAAAACUAUUGUGAAAUAUGGAAUAUGUCGAAAAAACUGCGAAAGAAUAUUCAAAAUGUUGUGAAAUAGAUUUAGAAUCAAAGUUAAAACCAAUUAACAAAUCUGUGGAUGAUAUGUUGGCCAGAUUAGAAGAAUUUGAGACGAUGAUGUCUUUUGUUAUACAGGAUAGAAAAGAUUAUAAUGACAUUUUAACUUCCGUACCAAAUUAUAAAGAAGAAUUUGAUAUACUAUGUAAUAAAAUAGAUUCUGUUGAAAAACUUACCAAACAUAUAAAGUCUAAUUUAGACGAGCUAGAAAAAGAAAUUGAAAAAGCUGAAUUAAGCCUAGGAUGUACUGAAAAAACUGCAAAAGUUACUCAAAUAUUCACACCAUUAUUUGUAAGUUUCAGUACUGUGGAAUAAGAGGCCUUGGUCCGCAGCUAAAUACCCCAAUUUUGCUUACCUGAAAUAUAUUACAUCUUUUCUAUACACUAUUUAAAUCAGAAGUGACUACUGUGCAACAAUAAGUGAACAAAGGAAUAUUCAAAAUGUUUAAAAAAAACAUAACAAGCGGAAUGGCAUGUUAAAAAUUCUUCGAAGGGAGGAGGUUAAAUAUCUUGGAAUCCAUUUAUAUAAGAUACUUUGUUGAAUACCGAAUGGCAUGUUACAGCUAUAUGUAAGUUGUUGAUAUUAAAACAUUAACAAAAACAAUUUUUCAAUUAAAACAGUACAAACUGUAAUUAACAAUAAUAUUUACCUGACAUAUGAAUAGUUUCUUAUAAUGCCAUUAACAAAAGUUCUAAUCUCUAAUAGGGGCUUAAAAUAUUUCGAUAUUUUGGUCAAAUAAACUUUCCAUUUCAAUAAAAAUCGCAUAUCAAGAAGAUUUGUAAUGAAAAUAAAUUAACUAGUUUGCAUAAAACUGAUACAAUUUGUAGAUUACACAAAGCUUUAAACGAUUUAACAAAUUCUACAAAUCAUUUAAUAGUCAGUACAAGAUUUUAUUUUGUGAGGUCACGAAAUCAGCACUUUGUUUACUAAAAAUUACAUUCAUUUGAUCUACUGAAUUAUAAAACCUGUCCAAAUAUCUUCUUCUUUUACCAUUCUACCUAUCCUUUUACAUCUUGACACUACAAUGAAUUUAUAUU